CACAUACAUAGGUUUAACCUUAUAUGUCGGAAGUAUGGUAUUGGAGAAAAUGUAAGGCUAACCUUUUUCACCGCAAGUGCGUGAACUUACUAUACUUUUUCUUUGUUUAAUUAGUAUAAGUUGAAAUGAGUAACGCAAAAGAAAAUUCUACGAUACCGGCAAAAAAUACGGUAACUGUUAAUACGAAAGCUCAUGGAAAAAUCGUGUUAACACUUCAAAAUUGUCUUUUACCUGAUGAAAAACUAAACUCGACGCCAUCGCAUUUGGACGGAUUGGAUGCAGAAACUGAAACCGAUCUAAGAAUAUUAGGAUGCGAAUUGAUACAGACUGCUGGUAUUUUACUGAAACUACCCCAGGUCGCAAUGGCCACAGGGCAAGUAAUAUUCCAACGAUUUUAUUACAGUAAAUCGUUAGUUAGACAUAAUAUGGAAACAACUGCAAUGGGUUGUAUUUGUUUAGCUAGUAAAAUUGAAGAGGCCCCGAGACGUAUCAGGGAUGUUAUCAAUGUGUUUAAUCACAUAAAACAAGUUUCCAGUCAAAAGCCAAUACAACCUGUAAUACUUGAUCAAAAUUAUGUAGCCCUGAAGAAUCAAGUAAUUAAAUCUGAAAGGAGAGUCUUAAAAGAGUUAGGUUUCUGCGUCCAUGUAAAACACCCUCACAAAAUUAUUGUUAUGUAUUUACAAGUACUGGGACACGAAAAAAAUCAGGCUUUAAUGCAACAAUGUUGGAAUUAUAUGAAUGAUUCUUUAAGGUCUGAUGUGUUCUUAAGACAUCAACCAGAAACUGUUGCUUGUGCAUGUGUAUAUUUGGGAGCAAGACAGCUACAAUUACCUUUACCUACUUCACCUGCUUGGUUUUCUCUUUUUAAAGUUAAUGAAUCUGCUAUUAGAGAUGUUUGCCGUCGUAUAUUACGACUUUAUUUCCGACCCCGUGUUAAACCGGAACAGUUAGAAAAACGAGUAGAAGAACUUCGUCGACAAUACGAAGAAGCAAGAACCAAAGCAAGAAGUGGAGAUGUAGAUAGCCACACACCUAGCCCACCACUGCCUAAACAUCAUAAUGCCUGGGGUGGAUUCAUUAGCCGCAGUGGUACACAUGCUAUGCCAGAAAGAACAAAGUCACCUAGACGAUCAAAAUCACCAAGUACUUCACCAUCUAGAGGUGAAGGAACAAAGCAUUCCAAGAGAAAGAAACAUAGUAGAAGCAGAUCUCGCAGCCAUAGUCAUGGACGAUCUCGAAAACCGAAAAAGGCUCAGCGAAGACGAUCUGGCAGUCAUAAAUCAUCACGUAGUCGUUAUAGAUCACGUAGUCGAUCACGAGAUAGAGAUGUAGAAAAAUCAAGUAAACACCGCAGUAAGCACAGACGACAUUGAAUGUAUGAGGAGAUCAUCAUGUAUAUUACAAAAAGGAAUAUUGCAAUUACGUGAACAAGUUAUAUUCAAUUUGUAAUAUAAUACGGGGCCUUUUUUUACCUCUGUUGAUUAACCCAUUUGCAUCCAAGCGCGGAUUAUUACGCAAUCGGACGACUGUCUUCUAUCACCAAGCGCGGAUUAUUACGCGCACUGCGACUGCUCUUUUUUUAUUUCCAUUUUAAUCUAAAUAAUUUUUGUUUUAAAUAAAUAACUUUUACUUUUUUCCUCUGUUAUAAAGAAUGUAAGGUGCGAUGUUUGCGAAGUAACAUCGUCUACCAAUCGUUUUGAGCAGUAAAUUUUCGAUAAACUCUAUAAAGAAUUCGGAAGUCAUUUACUGCACCUACGAUCGACCGCACGCGGUGAUAGGGACCAGUCCUCUUAAGUAGGGCCAUGAUGCAAAUGAUUAAAAUGCAAUUUAAAUAGAACAAUCGAUUCUACUGUAUAGUAUCUUGAGUUAAUUUAACGAUGAUAAUAGUAGGUUUUAAAUAAAUUUUUUCUAAGAGUGUGCGUUAAGUCACAUGUACCUCAAGGAAGACGGUACAUUUUAAAAGAAUAUUACAAGUAAUGAUACUUAAGAAGGCGUGUAUUUAAUACAAAACUUGAAAAUAAAGUUUUAUAUUCAUGUA
This is a messenger RNA of Bombus huntii, 2038 nucleotides long. Its product is annotated as cyclin-L1. Gene Ontology annotation, cellular component: nucleus. Gene Ontology annotation, molecular function: cyclin-dependent protein serine/threonine kinase regulator activity. The transcript has 4 exons. Gene Ontology annotation, biological process: regulation of transcription by RNA polymerase II. Lineage: Eukaryota; Metazoa; Arthropoda; Insecta; Hymenoptera; Apidae. The record is from RefSeq and is a predicted model, not a curated record. The coding region runs from base 126 to 1373 and encodes 415 amino acids.